UCAUAGUGAACUUUUUGAUGAUGUUGAUGUUGAUGUUGAUCUUGUUGAAUGUUGGGUGCCCUUGAAUGUUAUUUAUUCAGCACAAUAUUAACCUUGCACAACAUCCCUGUGAUUUGAAGGAGUCCAAAUUGUGGCAAAUAGAAGCAAUUCGUUAUUGUUUGAAACUGGAGCAUUUUGUUUUUGAUGAUUAAAUCUCAGCUUCUCCAAGGAAACAAGACAAAUUUACCAGUACAUGGACUUCAAAAUUCGACCACUGCUUCUAGAUUGACGAACCCGCGAAAUCCAGCCGGAGUGCACGUGGGUCGGAGCCCAAAAGCCAGAAGGCGGGCAGUUUCCGAAUCCCCGAUGGUCCGAAACUAUAAACUACUACCCAUUGCAGCAAGUUCACCGUUCAAUCGUCUCCCACCCACAGCUUUCCAACCAGCACUUCGUCCAUUAUCGCGUUGCUCAUCUAGGUCCCCGAAAAUGGCGCGUAACGAGGGUAUCAAACCAGAAAAUGAAGAGCAAUUGAAGGCCUUAUUCGAGCAGAAACGGGUUAUUCGAUCGAGCGUUCGCAAGGCCCUCAAAGCCAUGGACCCCUCCCUCAGAUCACAGGAAGACAAUGCAAUUCAGAAUAUCGUUUUGGAAGCUCCGUGGUUUAAAUCUAGUCAGAGAUUAUGUGCUUAUGUGAGUUGCAGUGCGUUAAGGGAAGUCGAUACGUCGAGAAUAUUAUCAGAGACUCUGCAACAUCCACCAAAAGAUGGUUAUUCGAAGAAGAUAUAUGUCCCGCGUGUGGAGGACAAGAAUAGUCACAUGAGGAUGUUCAAUAUUUCACGUAUGGAUGAUCUUAUUGCAAAUUCAAUGAAUAUCUUAGAACCAGCUCCAGUGGAUGGUGAUGGAAAUGAACGUGAAGAUGGUAACUUUAUGCUGACAAAAGACCCCAUUGAUUUAUUCCUCUUACCAGGACUUGCAUUUGAUAAAUCAGGAAGACGCCUAGGCCGAGGGGGAGGUUAUUACGAUACCUUCCUUAAGAAUUACCAAGAACUUGCAAAGGUGCGGAAUUGGAAGCAGCCCCUCCUUGUUGCACUGUCCUAUUCAGUGCAGAUAAUGGAUGAAGGAAUUAUACCACUCACUCCGAACGAUGUUUUAGUCGAUGUUCUUGUAUCACCUUCUGGUGUGAUUCCCAUCAGCUCAGCUGGGUUGGACAAAAUGAAAGUAUGAUACUGGACUCGAGAAUCAAUCUCUAACAAUGCCUACCUUCAUGAAAUCCUUGAAAUUCUGGAGUUUGGAAUCCUUGAAGCUGU
This is a messenger RNA of Cucurbita moschata (crookneck pumpkin), 1283 nucleotides long. Its product is annotated as 5-formyltetrahydrofolate cyclo-ligase, mitochondrial-like. Gene Ontology annotation, cellular component: mitochondrion. NCBI's taxonomy places the organism in Eukaryota, Viridiplantae, Streptophyta, Magnoliopsida, Cucurbitales, Cucurbitaceae. The transcript is spliced from 8 exons. Gene Ontology annotation, molecular function: 5-formyltetrahydrofolate cyclo-ligase activity. Gene Ontology annotation, biological process: folic acid-containing compound biosynthetic process; tetrahydrofolate interconversion. Bases 184 to 1200 code for a protein of 338 amino acids. The record is from RefSeq and is a predicted model, not a curated record.